Molecule: messenger RNA, 1464 nt
Organism: Serpula lacrymans var. lacrymans S7.9
Lineage: Eukaryota; Fungi; Basidiomycota; Agaricomycetes; Boletales; Serpulaceae
Exons: 8
Coding region: 128-1036 (302 amino acids)
Cellular component (GO): 90S preribosome; nucleus
Source: RefSeq, a predicted model, not a curated record
CUCGAAUAUUAUUGGGUUAAUAUUUCUCUGAUUGUAAUAUUAUUCUCUCUUGUCUGGACUUCACACUGCUUUCUGCGUUUCUCUCGUCCCCACCACGCAGCUCUAUAGCUGUUCGCCCCCUGAAACAAUGAUGCAGCAGCAUGGCGACGAUCUGGACGAUGACUUCGUGCCAGACGACCUUGUCGCGCUCUCUGGCGAAGAAGACGAGAUCGGCAAUUCUCAGCUCGGUGCUGGUGAUGAUAUCCAAGGGCUCUUGAGCGCCGAAGAGGACGCAGAGGAUGACACCUCGGAUCAAAGACACAAGGCCGUCAUAGUGAAAAAAAGGAAACGCAGAGAGAAGGAAAAAGAAAGAAAGGCAAAGAAACGAAAAUUGGCCGAAUCUGUGGAUGCCACGGAGCCAACUUCUAUCGCAGCGCAACCUCCGCACAUGUUGGCAGACUAUAUUUCGUCCAUGCAGGCAAAAACAUAUCCGUCCAUGUCAGAUAUAGAGCUCGGGGAUCUGCGAAUACCCGAAACUUCGAUAGCGGACACGACCUCAUGGACGGAAUCGAGGUCAUUGGAUCAACUGGUUGAUUUUAUCACUGGAGUUCUUCCGACGCUUCAUAAACGGUUGUCCCAGAGAUCCAAAUCCAAUGGAGCUCCGACGCUCUUGUUCGUGGCCAGUGCAGCCCUUCGUGUAAUAGAUGUGGAGCGAAUUCUCAAGGACAAAAGGCUACGGGGCAGCAAAGGCGGGGAUGUGGCCAAGUUAUUUGCGAGACAUUACAAAAUAGAGGAUCACGUCCGGUACCUGAAGCGGUCACAAGUCGGGGCGGCUGUAGGUACGCCAGGGAGGAUUGGUAAACUGUUAAGUGAAACCGAUGCGCUCUCUAUUUCUGCACUUACACACAUCAUCCUCGAUGCCACGUUCAAGGAUGCGAAGAAACGCUCUAUUUUAGAUGUACCAGAGGGUAGGGAUGAGCUUUUCAAGACCGUGCUGGGCAACUCCAAAGUACUGGAGGCAAUAAAACUAGGCAGAGUUCAAGUUGUUCUCUUCUGAAAUAUGAUAUUACCCUUUGGGUCAAUGAAAUACAGUAUGAUGCAGUAUAUUUAGCAUGUUAUCUAAUGAAUGAUAGAAAGCUAGAAGCCCUUUGGAUUGACUCUCAGUGUCAAUCUUGUCCAUUUUGGAACCUUGUGGAUACCUUUUCGAUAGCCUCGGUGGUUAGGACUGAACACAGUGUAUUUGUCUUUAGGGUCCAUUUCGUGCUCCUUGGGCAGAAGAAGAGCUCGAUCCAAUGCAGCACACUGAACACCACUGGCUCUUACAGCCUCAAUUACCGCGUCAACUUUCUUUAGGCGGGCUCGGGCAUUAGCUUUCCUUGUCGGCGACAACUUCCAUGGAGUUUUCCAUAGCAAACCUCCAAAAUUAACUGAUGUUGGUCGAAAUGCUCCAAACAUGUUGAAGGACGUGAAGAAAGCUGCAGCCGU